AUGGCCGCAUGGAAACUUGGCUCUGCCCUUGCCUGCGGUAACACAACCGUGUUGAAGGCUUCAGAACAGACACCAUUAUCGGCACUGUAUCUGGCCGCUCUUAUAAAAGAGGCAGGAUUUCCACCUGGAGUGGUGAACAUUAUCAAUGGACUUAGUAGGGUCGCAGGCGAGGCGCUUGCCAACCAUCCCAACAUUGACAAGAUUGCAUGCACUGGCAGUACAAUUACUGGACGUACUAUCAUGAGAGCAGCUGCUGGUUCGCUCAAGAACAUCACCCUCGAGACCGGUGGCAAAAGCCCGCUACUUGUCUUUGAUGACGCUGAUAUUGAUCAGGCGAUCAAAUGGUCCCAUGCAGGCAUUAUGGGCAAUAUGGGCCAAACUUGUACCGCGACAUCAAGAAUCUAUGUCCAGGAAUCUAUACACGAUACCUUUUUAAGCCGCUUCAAGGAAUACACCAAAGCCUAUACUACCAUUGGAAGUCAAUUUGAUGAGAACGUGACGCAUGGCCCACAGGUUUCUAAAGCCCAACUGGAAAGAAUAUUAGCCUACGUCGAGGCAGGCAAAGCUGAGGGAGCAAAGCUGGUCCAAGGCGGCAGCGCAAUGUCCGAGAAGGGGUUUUUCAUGGAACUAACCAUCUUCUCGAAUGUUCAUAGUAACAUGAAUAUUGUACAAGAAGAGGUAUGUGGGCCCUUUGUCGUUAUCCAGGCAUUUACAGAUGCAGACGACGCAGUGGCCAAAGUCAACGGAUCCGAGUUUGGCCUGGGGGCUUCGAUUUUCACCAGAGACCUCGUGCGGGCGCAUACUAUUGCCGACGGGAUCGAAGCUGGUACUGUCUGGGUCAACAGCUCUCAGGAUUCACAUUUCGGUAUCCCUUUCGGUGGCCAUAAACAAAGUGGCAUUGGUACAGAAUCGGGCGAGUAUGCGUUAUCCGCGUAUACACAGGUGAAAGCGAUCCAUGUUAAUCUAGGUAACUGGCUUUGA
This is a messenger RNA of Pestalotiopsis fici W106-1, 981 nucleotides long. RefSeq lists its product as uncharacterized. Lineage: Eukaryota; Fungi; Ascomycota; Sordariomycetes; Amphisphaeriales; Sporocadaceae. Gene Ontology annotation, molecular function: oxidoreductase activity, acting on the aldehyde or oxo group of donors, NAD or NADP as acceptor. The record is from RefSeq and is a predicted model, not a curated record. Bases 1 to 981 code for a protein of 326 amino acids. The transcript is spliced from 4 exons.